AUGAUCCAACUGAAGGAAAAACUGAAAAAAAUCAAGUGGGAUGUCGUAGGUCUCAGCGAGGUCAGGAGAAGAAGAGAAAAUCAAGUCACUUUGGGAUCCGGAAACUUAUUCCACUACAAAGGAUUAGAAAAAAAAUCCGAGGGAGGUGUAGGCUUCAUGGUGCACAAGAGACUCCGUGCAAAUAUAAAGGAGGUCAAAAAGCUAGCAUGGGCUGUAUAUGGGAAUCUCAAAUAUGUGUUCAAGGCAGAGUUGUCUAACUGCCUAAAGAGGAAAGUUUUUAACCAGUGUGUCCUUACCAGUCCAGUAUUUACCUACGGGGCCGAAACCCUAACACUCACUAAACGGACAAUAAAGAAAAUACUAGUUACGCAACUAGCGAUGGAACGAUCUAUGCUGGCAAUCUCUGGAUUGGAACUGGAUGCAGACAGCACAAGACAGAGGACAGUUGAAAUUAUUGAGGGAAGCUUUCGUCCAGCAGUGGACUGCAAUAAGCUGAUUGAUGAUGAUGAUGAUGUAGAUAUGCUUGUUAUGGCCUUAUCAAAGCCCCCUCCACGUUGA
Molecule: messenger RNA, 558 nt
Organism: Dendroctonus ponderosae (mountain pine beetle)
Lineage: Eukaryota; Metazoa; Arthropoda; Insecta; Coleoptera; Curculionidae
Exons: 2
Coding region: 1-558 (185 amino acids)
Source: RefSeq, a predicted model, not a curated record